AUGGCCGCCCUCGCGUCAAACAUCAUCAGCAACCCCUGGUUCUUCGAACCUCUCCAGAUCUUCGCAACUCUAGGCGCCGCCGUCAACUUCGGCGGCUCAGUGCUGCAAUCGCCUCUGAUCAUGCCCACCUUGACCGACCACACCGUCGGCGUACCAAUCCACUACACAGCCCAACAAACCGCCUACCUCCUGCACAACAGCGAGCACUUCUUCCCUCCUCUCAACGCCCUGUGCUCCCUCUCCAACCUCAUCCUCACCAGCACCGCAUUCCUGCGCGCCCGCGACGGCAACCUGAUCGCCGAGGCCAAGUUCCCCAAACUCGCUGCUGCGUUUGGAUUGAAUGUUGCAACUACGGCUUGGGCACUAUUGAUCCAGGUGCCGAUGAACAAGAGAAUGUCGAGAUUGGCAGAGAUCCUCAAGGCGGGUGUUGCCAAUGGCACCGACAAGGAUAGCAGACAGAAGGCUGCCGAGACCGAGUUCAGAGAGCUGCAGUUGAAGUGGCGCAAGUUGAACUAUGGUCGCGCUGCCAUUAUGAUUGCUAGUGCUGUUGCUGGUGCUCUUGCGCUGAUCGCAAAACCCUGA
Messenger RNA from Aureobasidium namibiae CBS 147.97, 582 nucleotides. RefSeq lists its product as uncharacterized. The record is from RefSeq and is a predicted model, not a curated record. The transcript has a single exon. NCBI's taxonomy places the organism in Eukaryota, Fungi, Ascomycota, Dothideomycetes, Dothideales, Saccotheciaceae. Bases 1 to 582 code for a protein of 193 amino acids.